Molecule: messenger RNA, 751 nt
Organism: Paramecium sonneborni
Lineage: Eukaryota; Ciliophora; Oligohymenophorea; Peniculida; Parameciidae
Source: the annotation of a GenBank genome assembly
AUGAUCAAAUAAUUAGAAGAUGCUCUCAUUAAAUUAGAAGUAUAUUCAUUCAUUAAAUUAGGAAACUGCUUAAAAUUGUGUCUAAGUAUUACAAAAAGAAAAGUAAUAUAGAAUCUAAAUUACUAAAGAAAUUGAAUAAACUUAAGAAGAAUUAAAACAAAUAUUAAAUAAUGAAGAAUAAAUGAUAAGAAAUAUUAUUGCUGUUGAAUUAGAAAAACCUGUCUAAAUUGGAACCAAAUUUUAAGCAAAAUUAAUCAAAUAAAUAGAUGUUGCCAAAUUUAAACAUGUUGAAAGAACAUAUAUGGUAGAUGAAUUAUUAGAAACCAAUACCAAUUUAAGAACAGAAUUACAUUUAUUAGAAAAAUAGUUAUAAAGAUCUUAAGCUUAAGUUUAAGAUUUUGGUAAUCAAUUAAGUUAAAAAUAAACAGAAUUUCUUGAUUUGUAGAUUUUAUAAGCAUCUAAACAUAAAGAAUUAAAAGAAUUAAUGGAAGAAGUUUAAGAAAUGAAAGAAUUACUUUAAAAAGUUAAAGAAAUACAACACACAUUAAAUAAAGUCAUAGGUAAAAACAAUAAUAACAAUAAUAAUGAAUUUAGUAAAACAAAUUCAACUGAAGAAGCAUUCAAAUUAACUUAGUCUAAACGUUCUGUUAAUGCUAACUCUUUGAAUAAUGAAUUUUAAUAAGAUAAAAAUGAAGAAUUUUGGUAUACAUUACCUCCUACUCCACCUCUAAAAUUACCCAGAAUAAAAUGA